Messenger RNA from Ctenocephalides felis (cat flea), 5226 nucleotides. RefSeq lists its product as uncharacterized. Gene Ontology annotation, molecular function: histone H3K36 demethylase activity; histone H3K9 demethylase activity. The record is from RefSeq and is a predicted model, not a curated record. The transcript has 12 exons. Gene Ontology annotation, cellular component: nucleus. NCBI's taxonomy places the organism in Eukaryota, Metazoa, Arthropoda, Insecta, Siphonaptera, Pulicidae. Bases 589 to 5226 code for a protein of 1545 amino acids. Gene Ontology annotation, biological process: chromatin remodeling.
AUAAUUACACCUAAUUAGUAUGCUUUUUAUUUGUGGUUUUCAACUAGUUUUAUUUUUAACAAUAAAGAAAAUACAUGAAUAAAUUGGGAUGAUAGUAUUCUUUGUGCUGUAGAGAAUGAGAUAUACUUACUUGAUAGCUCUUUUUUUGUGAGUUGAGUUCUUCAAUUAGGCACAAUUUUGACAAUUAGAUGAAAUCGAUUUAGUACUCGAUCAAAUAUCCAGAAUAAGUUUAGUAAAGUUUAGGCAAUAUAGCAGCAGCAUUUGAAAUCUUCCUGUGCAAAUCGUAAACAAUUGUGUGGUCGGUAUCGAUGCGACGUUGUGUCCUGUGUAAUAUUUGGAAUGUGUUCUUACUCCGGCUCGGACGAAAUAUGUGGAAACCUUUAAAAUUCAUUAAUAAUUUAUUAAAGUGUUUUUGUACCCUUCAGAACUUUGGUGUGUAAACUGUUAUUCUGUCAUACACUUUGAACAUUAUUUUUAUACUUACAUGAAUAAUUAAUUUAUAAUUUAUUAUGGUAAUUUAAAUAAUAGUUACUUGCUAGAUCUUUCGAAAAUAUUGUAAAAAAUGACAUACAAAAUGUUUUAAUAUUCAUGGACUACUAUUCAGAAAGUAAAAUGGAUUUCAAGGAAGAUUUAAGUCAAUAUCCGUACCCCCAAAAACUUUGGACAGAUGGAAGACGGGGAGAUCAUUGCGGAUUCAAAGUGCCAAAGAUUCAGACGUUUAGACCUACUAUGGAGGAGUUUAAAGAUUUCAAAAAAUAUAUAGACUAUGUGGAAAGUUGUGGAGCUCAUAAAGCGGGCGUUUGCAAGAUUAUUCCUCCACCAGAAUGGGUUCCACGUAAAUCUGGUUAUGAUUUAGAUCAAAUAGAUAUCACUAUACCAGCGCCUAUUUCACAACUCGUUACUGGUAAACAAGGUCUUUAUCAACAAGUAAAUGUGCAAAAGAAAUCAAUGAAUGUUAAAGCUUUUGCGGAAAUGGCGAAUUCUGAUAGAUUCUCACCACCUUUUCAUAGAGAUAACAAUGACCUAGAACGCAAAUAUUGGAAAAAUUUGACAUACAUUGCACCUAUUUAUGGAGCUGAUGUUAAUGGAUCCUUGACUGAUGAUACCUGUGAUAUAUGGAACAUUAACCGUUUAAAUACGAUAUUAGAUUAUGUUAAUAAAGAUUAUGGUAUAAGCAUCGAUGGUGUUAAUACAGCCUACUUAUAUUUUGGAAUGUGGAAAACUACUUUUGCAUGGCACACUGAAGAUAUGGACUUAUAUUCCAUUAAUUAUCUACAUUUUGGUGAUCCCAAAACAUGGUAUGCCAUUCCCCCACAACAUGGGCGUAGAUUUGAGAAGUUAGCUCGUCAGUACUUCCCAGAGAGUGCAAAAUUGUGUCCUGCUUAUCUCAGACAUAAAAUGACAUUAAUCAGCCCGAAUAUAUUGAAACAAAAUAAUAUUCCUUAUGAUGUGGUGACUCAGUAUUCUGGUGAAAUAAUGAUAACUUUUCCUUUUGGAUAUCAUGCUGGCUUUAAUCAUGGAUUUAAUUGUGCUGAGUCCACUAAUUUUGCGAUGCCAAGAUGGAUAGAAUAUGGAAAAAAAGCAUCACACUGCGUUUGUAGGGAUGAUACCGUAAAAAUUUCUAUGGACACAUUUGUUGAAAGAUUUCAACCUGAACUGUAUAAUGACUGGAAGAAUGGGGUAGACAAUAUUCCUCACCCCGAGGAAACAAUUCGGGAUUUUAAAGUAAAGUGUAAAGAGACUCUGUAUGAAUACGUUGUUAGGAAACGGAAAGAGGCUGGAAUUUUAACUCGCGGAAACGAUUUAUUAGAUGACUUGUACAGGGCUCGAAAAGAUGCUAUGUAUGAUAUGAAUAACCCAUUCUUUGAUGAAGUUACUGGAUAUCAGUUGAAAGCCUUAGAUCCCGAAGAGGACAUGAAUAUUGUUGCAGUGCCAAUGGCAAAUUAUGAUGAUGAGCUUGGUACUUUAGAUGCCCAGGAUGAUAUCUUAUUAUCUGAAUUUGAAAAAAGUAAAAAGAGGAAAUAUCGUAAGCAUGAUGAUUCAGAUUCAGAUGAAGAGUGGACCAUGAAUGGAUCACGAAGAUCCAAGGGCAAAAGAAAGAGCAAGGACAAGAAUGAUAUUAAAAAAAAUGUCAAACAAACGCCUGUUAAAAAAAGAGGUCGAGCUACGCCCAAGAAAACUGCAAAUGACACUAAAAAUGUGAAAAAAAUAUCGCAGGAAAAAGAAUUAGAUUUUCCUGAAGAUACCUAUUCUAGCACUGAAUCUCUACAUGGAUCACAUGUUACUUAUGAAGAAGACAAUUGGAAUACAGAUUUACCAGCGGUUGAAUGGUUAACAGACACAUAUAGUAUAACAAAUAUAAUGCAGAUUCCAAAAGAUGAAAGACCUAAUUUCAUUGUUACUGAUGAGGAUGUAUUCAAUGUCUCACCUGGUAAAAAUCAUAAUGAUAACAAUUUUUCACCGGAUUCAAACAGUAGCAACAAGCAGUCAUCAGCUACAGGCCGAACUUGCUCUUUAAAAACAUAUGUAGAUAAACCAUCUACAAUACCAUGCUCAGAAAUUUCUCAACAUUUAGGCUCAAAUAGUAUUUUGAGCUGUCCAAGCAAAUUUGACUCAAAUAAAACGAAUAGUGACGUUUCAAGGAGAACACUGAACAAAAGGAAAACUCCAGUCAAACGCAAAAUGCAAGAAGAUUACAUACAUAAUUCAGCUAAGGACAGUUAUGAAAACACUCCACCGAUUUUAGAGAAGGAAGUAUCUAAUGCCGAUCAGAUGAAUUUGCUGUGUAGACCACCUAGUAAAAUUUCACCAGAAAUGGCUGAUCCAUUAUGGAUAUCUCCAAAGCAUGCUAAGUCAGCUGAAAUGAUCAUUGAGGAAGACAUGAAAUUAGAGUCAGUUGCAAUGAACGAUAAUGAGUGUGAUCUAUAUAUGAAUACAGAUAUGGGAGAUCUUUCCAAAUCUGUGUUGACUUCUAAUAGUGAUAAAGAAAGCAAUCAUUUCAGUAAUUAUGUGACGAUCAAAAAUGAAUAUGACCAACCUACUGUUCCUUUUGAGGCGAUUGAACCUGCUAGAAAAGUAGUUAAAGUUGAUCUUGGUGGGAAUAAAGAAUUUUGCUUCCCUCCUAUGCUUAUGGAAGUGAACGUCACUGAGCAAACUAUCGACAAAAAUCUUAAUCCUAUUAAAAAUGAAGAAAUGAAUGUAACUGACCAAGCGAUUGCAUGUAAUCCGAAUCCUAUUAAAAUUAAGAUCGAAAAUGAGGAUAUCAAUGUUAUUGAGCAACCAAUGGAAAGUACAAAUAAUCCUAUUAAAAUUGAGAGGAUAAAUGUUACUGAGCAACCUGCUGAUGAGAGUAACCUUAAUCCCAUUGAAAUUGAGAUAAAAAAUGAUGAUACAAUUGAUGUUAAUGAGCUAGCUAUUGAAAGUGAUCUCAGUUUCCUUAGAGUUGAUAUUAAAAAUGAGGAAUCAACUGCUAAUGCUGAGCUAAAUAUUGAGAGUAAUCUCAAUUCAAUUAAAAUUCUGAUUAAAACGGGGGAAACAAUUGUUACAGAGCAGCAACCUAUUGAAAAUAAUAACAAUCCCAUUGAAAUUGAGAUCAAAGAUGAGAAUACAACUGUUACUAAGUUAGCUAUUAAAAGUACUCUCAAUCCAAUGAAAAUUGACAUUAAAAUUGAGAAAACAAACAUUACUGAGCUACCUAUUGAAGGUCUCAAUUCCAUUAAAAUUGAUAUUCAAGUUGAGACAAAAAAUGUGAAUGAGCAACCCGUUGUUAGUAAUCAAGGGAAUUCCAUUAAAAUUGAGACAGCAAAUGGUAAUGAGCCAGCCUUUGUAAGUAAUCAAGGGAAUCCCAUUAAAAUUGAGACAGCAAAUGGUAAUGAGCCAGCCUUUGUAAGUAAUCAAGGGAAUCCCAUUAAAAUUGAGACAGCAAAUGGUAAUGAGCCAGCCUUUGUAAGUAAUCAAGGGAAUCCCAUUAAAAUUGAGACAGCAAAUGGUAAUGAGCCAGCCUUUGUAAGUAAUCAAGGGAAUCCCAUUAAAAUUGAGACCGCAAAUGGUAAUGAGCCAGCCUUUGUAAGUAAUCAAGGGAAUCCCAUUAAAAUUGAGACAGCAAAUGGUAAUGAGCCAGCCUUUGUAAGUAAUCAAGGGAAUCCCAUUAAAAUUGAGACAGCAAAUGGUAAUGAGCCAGCCUUUGUAAGUAAUCAAGGGAAUCCCAUUAAAAUUGAGACAGCAAAUGGUAAUGAGCCAGCCUUUGUAAGUAAUCAAGGGAAUCCCAUUAAAAUUGAGACAGCAAAUGGUAAUGAGCCAGCCUUUGUAAGUAAUCAAGGGAAUCCCAUUAAAAUUGAGACAGCAAAUGGUAAUGAGCCAGCCUUUGCAAGUAAUCAAGGGAAUCCCAUUAAAAUUGAGACAGCAAAUGGUAAUGAGCCAGCCUUUGUAAGUAAUCAAGGGAAUCCCAUUAAAAUUGAGACAGCAAAUGGUAAUGAGCCAGCCUUUGUAAGUAAUCAAGGGAAUCCCAUUAAAAUUGAGACAGCAAAUGGUAAUGAGCCAGCCUUUGUAAGUAAUCAAGGGAAUCCCAUUAAAAUUGAGACAGCAAAUGGUAAUGAGCCAGCCUUUGUAAGUAAUCAAGGGAAUCCCAUUAAAAUUGAGACAGCAAAUGGUAAUGAGCCAGCCUUUGUAAGUAAUCAAGGGAAUCCCAUUAAAAUUGAGACAGCAAAUGGUAAUGAGCCAGCCUUUGUAAGUAAUCAAGGGAAUCCCAUUAAAAUUGAGACAGCAAAUGGUAAUGAGCCAGCCUUUGUAAGUAAUCAAGGGAAUCCCAUUAAAAUUGAGACAGCAAAUGGUAAUGAGCCAGUCUUUGUAAGUAAUCAAGGGAAUCCCAUUAAAAUUGAGACAGCAAAUGGUAAUGAGCUAGCCUUUGUAAGUAAUCAAGGGAAUCCCAUUAAAAUUGAGACAGCAAAUGAUAAUGAGCCAGCCUUUGUAAGUAAUCAAGGGAAUCCCAUUAAAAUUGAGGUACCCGAUAAUGCAGUUGUUUCGGAUAUUGACUCUAUAAGUGAGAAUUCUAAUAUGGAGUUUGAACAGAUAUCAGAAAGCAUAAAUGACAAUAAUUAUAACAGUGAAGAAGCUAAUGAUUUAGAUGAAAUUAUUGCGAGACAACCUGUUGUUUUCCUGAAUGACCCAAGCAUUAACCAAGAAGAGUUGUUCGACAAAUUUUAUGCACAAGUUAUUAAUUUUUUGUAA